This is a messenger RNA of Pseudonaja textilis, 1527 nucleotides long. RefSeq names its product potassium voltage-gated channel modifier subfamily G member 4 (gene KCNG4). Gene Ontology annotation, biological process: protein homooligomerization; action potential; potassium ion transmembrane transport. Gene Ontology annotation, cellular component: membrane; voltage-gated potassium channel complex. NCBI's taxonomy places the organism in Eukaryota, Metazoa, Chordata, Lepidosauria, Squamata, Elapidae. Gene Ontology annotation, molecular function: delayed rectifier potassium channel activity. The record is from RefSeq and is a predicted model, not a curated record.
AUGCCUGUUCUCGCUGGGAGCAAACAACAUGACUACGGUUUUGCUUCCAGCAAAUCUUUGAGCCAUCUGCUUCCCAUCACAGGGGACAAGACUCCACCCAUCAAAGGGGUCCAUUACCAGAAGGUCCGGAGAAUCUACUGCUCCGAUCAGCUCCGAGCCAUCGAUGGCAAUAAGGAGGUCAUGAUCAAUGUUGGUGGCAGCAAAUACCUCCUACCUUGGAGCACCCUGGAUGAGUUCCCUUCUUCCAGGCUGAGCAAACUGAAAUCGUGCAACAGCUAUGAGGAAAUCACCCAGAUCUGCGAUGACUAUGAUGAAGACACUCAUGAAUUCUUCUUUGACCGGAACCCAAGUGCUUUUGGGAUGAUUGUCAGCUUCCUUGCAGCGGGGAAACUGAUGCUCCUUCACAAUAUGUGUGUCCUGUCCUUUCAAGAGGAGUUAAAGUAUUGGGGGAUUGCAGAGUCGAGGUUGGAGAACUGCUGUUUCCAGAAGCUCUUUCAAAAGGUGGAGGAACUGUCGGAGGAGCACAAAGAAGAUGAACUGCAGAGGGCCAAGCUGAUGGCCUGUGCCCAGAAGGAGGAGACCAAAUAUGGUCGUUUCAUGAACAACUUGAGGGACAUGGUGGAAAACCCCCAGUCGGGUCUCCCCGGGAAAAUAUUUGCUUGUCUCUCCAUCCUCUUUGUGGCAACCACAGCAAUAAGCCUUUGUGUCAGCACUAUGCCAGAUUUGAGAGAAGAAGAAGACAGGGGUGAAUGUUCCCAAAAGUGCUACUACAUCUUCAUCGUAGAGACCAUCUGUGUCGCCUGGUUCUCCCUGGAAUUUUGCCUUCGGUUCAUCCAAGCCAAGAGCAAGUGUCAGUUCUUCAAAGGUCCUUUGAACGUCAUCGACUUCCUGGCCAUCUCUCCUUAUUACAUCUCCCUCAUCAUGGGGGACGAUGAAGUUUUGGAGAACGACCACCGUCCGAGCGGGAGCUCUUAUUUUGAGAAGGUGGGUUUGGUGCUACGGGUCUUACGGGCGCUGAGGAUACUGUACGUCAUGCGACUCGCGAGACACUCGCUGGGCUUACAAACCAUCGGCCUCACCGUGCAGAGGUGCGCUCGUGAAUUUGGCCUCCUGAUGCUCUUCCUGUGUGUGGCCAUCACUCUGUUUUCUCCCCUGGUCUACCUUGCGGAAAACGAAUCUGGCAAGGUCCUGGAGUUUACCAGCAUCCCGGCCUCCUAUUGGUGGGCGAUCAUCUCCAUGACUACGGUGGGGUACGGGGACAUGGUCCCGAGGAGCGUUCCAGGCCAGAUGGUGGCUCUCAGUAGCAUCUUGAGCGGGAUUCUAAUUAUGGCCUUUCCAGCUACCUCCAUCUUCCAUACCUUCUCCCAUUCCUAUGCGGAGCUGAGGAAACGGCACAAGCGACUCCACGCUCAACUCACGAGAAUCAAAAGUGCCAACACGAUCAGCGAAAGGGACACCUUCAACGAGAGCGAGAGCUUUGCUUCAGACGAUAGCGAAUACCCCAUCAAGUACAUUUUCAAAGGAUAA